Talaromyces marneffei is the source of this 582-nucleotide messenger RNA. RefSeq lists its product as uncharacterized. The record is from RefSeq and is a predicted model, not a curated record. NCBI's taxonomy places the organism in Eukaryota, Fungi, Ascomycota, Eurotiomycetes, Eurotiales, Trichocomaceae. The transcript has a single exon. Bases 1 to 582 code for a protein of 193 amino acids.
AUGGCUGCGCUAUGGAAUCUCCCGACCGAAAUUGUGAUCCAAAUGAUGAAGCAUUCGGCGAAUUUAUCAUGUUUGUGGAGUCUCAUCAACGUGUCGUCACGGUUCAAAUUGAUUUUGAUGACACAUGCUUGGGACAUUAUCGAAAAUGUCAUUACAAAAACAACACCUAGCUGCAUCCGGGCUCUUAUGAGGAUAGUAAUUGCCACACGCACGUCACCUGAUUUAUUCAUUGGCGUUAGUGAUGUUGCCGCCUACUUGUUAAAACGCAAGGUGAUCACUCGCGAUACGGAUAAAGUCAGCGAUAGGCUUAUGCUUCAAAACAAGUCACCACAGGUGUUGCAUGACUUCGUAAAAUUAGCACACACCAUUCACGGCGUUGCACAUGCCUGCUUGGACCUUUACAUGGAAAGGGUGCUAAGGGCAAAGCCACCACGAAUUGAUGUUGGUGAUCUUCAGAACUAUCAGACGAUAUUGAAGAUGUUAUACUCCGAGCGUCAAUCACCAGGACGACCGUUCCAGCCCAAGGAGUUUGGACCGCGCACAUAUUUGGAGGAACAGAUAGUCAUUCGAGCAAUAUGGUAA